CUUAGCAAGAUCAAUCUCCAUCUCUCCUUCUCCAUAUCUGUAAUCUGGGUUCUGUCUCUUCUGUGCAAUUCUUGCUUUCUCUGAUUGUGUCAGGGACACUUUCGUUGUUGGUAUGGUGGAACUGGCAGCUCGGAAACAUGUUCAUUUCAUUCUAUCGAAAGCAAAGGAAAAGGACUCUUAUGAAUCAGUUCUGAUGGAACAUAUAAGAUUGAACGGGGCAUACUGGGGUUUGACCACUCUUGACCUUCUUGGAAAGCUUGACACUGUCGAUGUCAAUGAAGUUGUUUCGGAAGUUCUUCAGUGCCAGCACGAAUCAGGUGGUUUUGGUGGUAACAUAGGACAUGACCCACACAUACUGUAUACCUUAAGUGCUGUCCAGGUUUUGGCGUUAUUUGACAAGAUUGAUGUAUUGGAUAUCAACAAGGUUGCAAAUUAUGUAGCUGGGCUGCAAAAUGAAGGUGGCUCAUUUUCUGGGGACAUGUGGGGUGAAAUUGACACGCGGUUUUCAUAUAUUUCUAUCUGUUGUCUAGCAUUACUACAUCGUUUGGAUAAAAUUAAUGUGGAGAAGACUGUGGACUACAUUUUGAGCUGUACAAAUCAUGAUGGUGGAUUUGGAUGCACGUCUGGUGGGGAGUCUCAUGCCGGUCAAAUUUUUUGUUGUGUGGGUGCUCUUGCUAUUACGGGAUCUCUACAUCGUAUUGAUAAGGACCUUCUUGGAUGGUGGUUGUGUGAGCGACAGGUUAAAGCAGGAGGUCUUAAUGGCCGUCCUGAGAAGCUUCCCGAUGUGUGCUACACUUGGUGGGUUCUCUCAAGUUUGAUCAUGAUUGAUAGAGUUCAUUGGAUCAAUAAGGAAAAGCUUGCCAAGUUCAUUUUAGACUGUCAGGACAUUGAGAAUGGAGGAAUUUCUGACAGACCAGAUGAUGCAUGUGAUGCCUACCAUACAUACUUUGGUGUGGCAGGUAUACAAUUGCUUUGGUUCUUCAAAUAUAAUCCAAAUGGGGCAUCCACUAAAUCCUUAAGAAAUGUAAUCCAAUGGGGAUUUAGUGGAUGCCCCAUUACAAAUAUUAUCACUGCAGUGGUUCAGUUUAGUUCACCUGGGAGUUAUGUGCAGACAAGCACUUCAGUAGGGAAUCCGAUGCCAAAAUUUACUGGGGGACUGCACAUUGAAAUCAUUCCUAGAGCAUGA
Molecule: messenger RNA, 1186 nt
Organism: Argentina anserina (silverweed cinquefoil)
Lineage: Eukaryota; Viridiplantae; Streptophyta; Magnoliopsida; Rosales; Rosaceae
Product: geranylgeranyl transferase type-2 subunit beta 1-like
Exons: 9
Coding region: 113-1186 (357 amino acids)
Biological process (GO): protein geranylgeranylation
Cellular component (GO): Rab-protein geranylgeranyltransferase complex
Molecular function (GO): Rab geranylgeranyltransferase activity
Source: RefSeq, a predicted model, not a curated record